Molecule: messenger RNA, 1998 nt
Organism: Neolamprologus brichardi
Lineage: Eukaryota; Metazoa; Chordata; Actinopteri; Cichliformes; Cichlidae
Gene: afmid
Product: arylformamidase
Molecular function (GO): arylformamidase activity
Source: RefSeq, a predicted model, not a curated record
UCCCGGAACUAUAGAUACACAUAAAGAAAAUGUAGCUUUUAGCAAGCGUUACUUCCCAUUUUUGUAAAGUAAACAAUACGGUUUUAAGCCUCUACCACUACCUGUCUGACAUGUUCGGGUUAAACAUUUCUGAACUAUAAACGACCACGUCCACAAGAGACAUCGCUGAUUUGUUUACUUUUCCAAAACGAGGGUCAGUCUGAAGUUCAGUCCACGGUUGAGAGCACGUCUUCUGUAUUCAUCAGCCAGCGACGACUUUAAACACCACAGGAGAAAAAAUAAUGCACUGGACAGAGAUGAAGAAAGACGAGCUCGAGAGGCAGUAUUCCCCCAGCAGGUGGUCCACCAGGAUGUCGGCCGACGACGUGAUCAAAGCCCACGUGAAGGCUUUAAAGGAAGGUACGGAGCGAGCCCGUGGUAUGGCUCAAACUUUACUCAAUGUCCCAUAUGGGGAGGGAGAUGGAGAGAAACUGGACGUCUAUAUACCCAACAUCAACUCUCUGGAUGUCCACCUUGUUGUUUACAUACAUGGAGGCUACUGGCAGUUUCUCAGCAAAGAGGAGUCUGGGUUCAUGGCUGUUCCGCUUGUUGAUAAAGGUGUAGUGGUGGUUGCAGUCGGUUACGACAUUGCCCCCAAAGGUAACAUGGACCUGAUGGUAUCACAAGUUCGCAGGAGUAUUGUCUCUGUCGUUCAGCAGUAUUCUCACAUCAGCGGUCUGUACCUGUGUGGCCACUCUGCUGGGGCACACCUGGCCGCAAUGGUCCUCUCAACUGACUGGUCGCAGUACAGCAUCACUCCCCAGAUUAAAGGUGCUUUUCUUGUGAGUGGCAUCUAUGACCUCCUGCCCAUCUUGUCCACCUACGUCAACGAGCCUUUGAAGAUGACAGAGGAGGUGGCAGUUAGGAACAGCCCCAGCAAGCUGGUCUCUCAGCUCAAACUCUCCUCCUGCAGCUGUCAGAUUGUUGUGGCUGUUGCUGAGAACGACUCGCCAGAGUUUCGCAAGCAGUCUGAGGAAUUUUACAAAACUUUGGAGGCGUCAGGGCUGAAUGUCACCAUGGAGGAUGUGGCGAAUACAGAUCACUUCAGUAUUAUUGAGAAGCUGGUUGACGGAGAGUAUCACCUAACAAAGCUUCUCCUGAAGAUGAUGGGGAAGAGCUGAGGUGUUUUAUCCAUCAUCUAAUAUCAACAUACCUCGGUAUCAACGAACACCUCUGGACAGAGCCAUCAUGCAGCAACACUGACUGAAAUAUGCAUUGUUUCAGAUUUGUACUCUGGUAAAUCUACAUUUUGUGUCCAUUUGGAUCCUUUGUCAGUGAGGUGCCGUGGAUUGUUUUGAUGUCUAGUUUCACUAUUUAUGACCUUGUUCACUGUAGUUACUGCUUCUUUUUUUCUUUUUAAGGCCUAAGCUUUGUAUGUUUCAGCCACCAUGCUAUGAAAUUGUGUGCCUAAAACUAAGUCACAUAAAAAUGGCAAUGGUAGUAAAACUAUAAUUUUAGAUUCAGUUUGCACAAUAGCUGUUAAGUAAUCUCUUAAAAUGUUUGUCCUGUCUCGUACCUUGCAAAGUCGAUUGUUAGUUUUGGUAUAUUUCCGGUGUUUGUGUGUGUGGGGGUCUGUCUGGUUUGUGAAUUUUUAUUGUAUUUCUUUUUUUUUGGGACAACAAUAGGAGCUUAUGUCAACAAUAAUGAAACCGAAUGUAGCUUUUUAUUAUAACUUCCACAAUGCUUACAUGUCACCCAGGGAACUUUAAUAUGUUGUUGCUGAUAAGGAAAAUAAUGUGUCUUUGCAGUUUUUAUUUGAUUAUAAUCUAGUUCAAGAAUCUGAAUAUUCAGGUGUUAUUUUAAAUUGCAGAUACAACUAAACUGAAACUGAUGCACAUCACUACUUAUGGCCAUUACUCUAACAUCUGAUGAAACUGUUUACAUGACUAUGUACACUGUGUUCUGUUUAUCGUUACUUAUAAAGAGAACAACCAGUAAAUGUUUAUAUUUGAGAAGCGA